AUGGGCUCUGCUUCAAGUUUUGCAAAGACUAUUAUUGUGCCUGCAUCAAUUGCGCUAUCGGUCUAUCUGCUCUUCUCCUUCCUGAUUAUUCCGUUCUUUCGGCGUUAUCACCAACGUUACUCCCAAUACCUCCCUCUACACACGAUCUCUGCGCACACCCUUUCGCUCCGGGAUCGCGUGGCCGACGCAGUCAUGCGCUUUUUUCUUCCAUCAUCAUGGCGACGUGGAGCACACUUGGAUGACCAUGAGAAUAUCGAUAUUGACGACGACGAAGGAGAGCUCAUGAUCGGCAUGGGCAUGGAUGCGGCUCGACGGGAAGCCUUGAAUCGCCAUCGCAAUACCGCUGCAGACACCCAAUCGCGGUUGAGUCGAGAGCUCGAGGAAGGAUUUAUGGAUGACAGUGACAAUGAAAGCACUGAGGGCCGACACGGCGCAGAAAAUCGACAUUGA
This is a messenger RNA of Penicillium longicatenatum, 450 nucleotides long. RefSeq lists its product as uncharacterized. The record is from RefSeq and is a predicted model, not a curated record. The transcript is spliced from 2 exons. The coding region runs from base 1 to 450 and encodes 149 amino acids. NCBI's taxonomy places the organism in Eukaryota, Fungi, Ascomycota, Eurotiomycetes, Eurotiales, Aspergillaceae.